UUAAGAGUGUAUUCAAUAUGACUGCGAAGGAGGGAAGGAAGAGAUCCAUCAGCUGUCUGGUUGCUGUAGGAAACGGCAACGGAGUGGCAGGGUUCGCUUUGGGUAAAGCAGCAGACAGAAAUGCAGCUCUGAGGAAGGCAAAGAACCGAGCCAAACGGCAUUUGUACCACAUAGAAAGAUACAACGACCACACCAUUUAUCAUGACAUUGACUCCAGGUUCAAGAGGACAACUCUGCGUAUGAAGAAGCAAAACGAGGGUUAUGGUCUGCACUGCCACAGGGCAGUCAUCACUCUCUGCAAGCUGAUUGGCAUUAAGGACAUGUACUGCAAAGUAGACGGGUCAGUCAAUCUCCUGAACAUCACUCGGGCACUCUUCACCGGAUUGGCCAAUCAGGAAACCCACCAAGCACUGUCCGACAAGAAGCAGCUCCAUGUUGUGGAGUUCCAGUCUCACCGAGGCCCGCUACCUGUAGUGGUGGCCAGCCCUAAAGACGGGGUGCGCCCCAACCCUGAGUCCAAGGAUGAGAUCCCCAAUACCAAGCUGCACUGGGACGACGUUCAAGCUGCACAGAGAAUCAAACGCUCCAUUUGGGCUGGGGUGAAACGCACCGUCUGGUAGAGCAAAACACAAAUUUAGUGAUUGUUGCUGUUGAUGUAGUGUUGAAAAGCUGAAAGGACAAACCUUUUUUCUUUCUU
This is a messenger RNA of Cyprinodon tularosa, 697 nucleotides long. It is a transcript of the gene mrps5, whose product is annotated as mitochondrial ribosomal protein S5. Gene Ontology annotation, biological process: translation. The transcript has 6 exons. Lineage: Eukaryota; Metazoa; Chordata; Actinopteri; Cyprinodontiformes; Cyprinodontidae. Gene Ontology annotation, molecular function: structural constituent of ribosome; RNA binding. The record is from RefSeq and is a predicted model, not a curated record. The coding region runs from base 18 to 620 and encodes 200 amino acids. Gene Ontology annotation, cellular component: ribosome.